AGAGGGGAUCGCGAAUAUCGGACGAGAAAAAUAAAUAAAUAAACGGUCUCUAUUCUCGCUCUGGUUGGAGAUGCUGCUGCAUUGAUAGCGUUGAGGGAAAGAUUCUCACUCACAAGUGGAGAGGCAGAGAUUACGGAUAACGCAGCGUUGAUUGCAUGACAAGAAGCUACAAAAGGGGGAGAAAUGUGUCGUUUUAGAAACGAAAUCGUCUGACUCUGGCGACUUAAUUUAUUUUCAUUUUCAACAGUCAUGUUAUUUGGAAACCGUGAAAUAUAGCUCUGUGUGUUCAGAUCUGUGCGAUUUGUGUAACUUUCACUAUACUCGUCCAUGAAAACGACGAAACCGGGCUUUGAUUUCUUGGGAAUUUUACCAGGAUCAUGUGGACACCGACAGAAGAUGAAAAAAUUGGAGUUGUGAUCUGUAACUUCAGAGGGACAGUGCCCCAGGGUCUGACACUGGAGCUCGGGGAGACCGUCCAGAUCCUGGAGAAAUGUGAAGGAUGGUACCGUGGAUUCUCCACCAGGAAGCCCACAGUCAAGGGAGUCUUCCCGGCUGGCUACGUUCACUUGAAGAAGGCGAUCGUGACCAAUCGAGGGCAGUAUGAGACGGUGGUGCCCCUUGAAGACCCCAUCAUCACCGAGGUGACCUCCACCCUGCAGGAAUGGGCCUUGCUGUGGAAGCAGCUCUACGUGAAGCACAAAGUGGACCUGUUCUACAAGCUGCGGCACGUGAUGAACGAGCUCGUGGACCUGCGACGCCAGAUGCUGUCGGGUCACCUGACGCAGGACCAGGUGCGAGACGUCAAGAGGCACGUCACCGUGCGGCUGGACUGGGGCAACGAGCACCUAGGCCUGGACCUUGUACCCAGAAAGGAGUUUGAGAUGGUGGAUGCAGAUCAAAUCAGCGUCUCUGACCUCUACAAAAUGCACCUCUCAAGCAGACACAGCGUCCAGCAGAGCACAGCCCAGGGCGACGGCAUGCGCCAGCGCCAUGGCGACCCGUGCCGAAUCCCUGUGCCGCACCACCUGUUCGUCAGCCUGAAGAGCUUCACCUACAACACCAUCGGCGAGGACACCGACAUCUUCUUCUCCCUCUACGACAUGCGGGAGAGCAAGCAGAUCAGUGAGAAGUUCAUGGUCAAGCUGAACAAGAACGGCGGCCCGAAGAGCCCGGAGAAAGUUGACCGUCUGUGUGCUCUCUUCACGGAUCUGAGCAAUAAGGACAUGAAGAGAGACCUCUACAUCGUUUCCCAGGUCAUCAGGACUGGCCGGAUGCUGCUGAACGACUCGAAGAAGGGCCCGCCCCAGGUGCAGUACCGCCGGCCCUACGGGUGCGCCGUGCUGGCCAUGAGCGACGUGCUGCAGACCAUCUCCGAGCUCAAGGAGGAGAAGGACUUCGUGCUCAAGGUCUACACGUGCAACAAUGAGAACGAAUGGUACCAGAUCCACGAGAAUAUCAUCCGCAAGUCCAGCACCAAGUACACGGCUCCCAGCACGAAUUACGGUCUGAUCAUCUCGCUGCAGUUGCUGAGGGGGGAGAUGGAGCUCAUCCGCAGGGAGAACCCAAUGAUCUUCAACCGGGGCGUGGCCAUCACACGCAAGCUGGGCUUCCCCGACGUCAUCAUGCCAGGUGACAUCAGAAAUGACCUCUACUUGACCCUGGAAAGAGGGGAAUUUGAAAGAGGGGGGAAAAGUGUACAGAAAAACAUUGAGGUCACCGUCUUUGUGCUUUAUGCUGACGGCGAGGUACUCAAGGAGUGCAUCAGUCUGGGUUCGGGGGAGCCCAGUCUCAGUGAGCACCGGUCGUUUGUGCUGUACCACAACAACAGCCCCCGCUGGAGCGAGGUCAUCAAGCUGCCAAUCCCCAUCGACCGUUUCCGUGGCUCCCACCUGCGCUUCGAGUUCCGCCACUGCUCCACCAAAGAUAAAGGAGAGAAGAAGCUGUUCGGCUUCGCCUUCACUCCCCUGAUGAGGGAGGAUGGGACCACUCUGUCCGACGAGAGCCACGAGCUCUACGUCUACAAGUGUGAUGAGAACACCACCUUCAGUAACCACGCCCUAUACCUGGGCCUGCCCUGCUGCAAGGAUGACUUCAACGGCUGCCCUAACAUUCCCUCCAGCCUCAUCUUCCAGCGGAGCACCAAGGAAACGCUCUGGAUCUCCACUCAGCUGUCCUCCACCAAGCUGACGCAGAAUGUGGACCUGCUGGCCCUGCUGAAGUGGAAAGCCCACCCUGACCGAGUGAUGGACAUCCUCGGGAGGCUGCGGCACGUCAGCGGGGAGGAGAUCGUCAAGUUUCUACAAGAUAUUCUCGACACGCUUUUUUCUAUUCUCGAUGACAACACAGACAAAUACGGACCUCUGGUUUUCCAGUCACUGGUCUUCAUCAUCAAUCUGCUGCGGGACAGCAAGUACUACCACUUCCGCCCCGUCAUGGACACCUACAUCCAGAAGCACUUCGCCGGAGCGCUGGCCUACAAGGAGCUGAUCCGCUGUCUGAAAUGGUACAUGGACCGCUCGGCUGAGGUUGUGCGACAGGAUCCCAUCCAAGAGGCCAUGAGGGCGCUGGAAUACCUGUUCAAGUUCAUCGUGCAGUCGAGGAUCCUGUACUCGCGGGCCACCUGCGGGAUGGAGGAGGACCAGUUUCGGGCCAGCAUCCACGAGCUCUUCCAGUCCAUCCGCUUCGUCCUCAGCCUGGACAGCCGCAGCUCCGAGACGCUGAUCUUCACGCAGAGUCCCCUGCCUCCUCUCGGACAGCCCCCUGGCACGGUCAGCUGCUUGCAGCCCUGGGGCUCCAAUGCUCCUCGGCCUUCUCCUCUCUCAGCCGCCCUGCUCAACUCUUUCCCCGCCAUCUUCGACGAGCUGCUGCAGAUGUUCACGGUGCAGGAGGUGGCGGAGUUCGUGCGGGGCACCCUGGGGAGCAUGCCCAGCACCGUGCACAUCGGACAGUCCAUGGACGUGGUCAAGCUGCAGUCCAUCGCCCGCACCGUCGACAGCCGGCUCUUCUCCUUCCCAGAGUCUCGGAGGAUCCUGCUCCCGGUGGUCCUCCAUCACAUCCACCUGCACCUGCGGCAGCAGAAGGAGCUGCUGAUCUGCUCUGGGAUCCUCAGCAGCAUCUUCUCCAUCAUUAAGAGCAGCUCCCUGGAGUCGUCGGUGCAGGAGGAGGUGGAGAUGAUGGUGGAGAGCCUGCUGGACGUGCUGCUCCAGACCCUGCUGGCCAUCAUGAGCCGGUCCCAGACUCAGGAGGCGGUAAGAGGCCAGCGCUGCCCGCAGUGCACCGCGGAGAUCACCGGAGAGUACGUGUCUUGCCUCCUGUCUCUGCUGCGUCAGAUGUCAGACAUCCACUUCCAGCACCUUCUGGACAACUUCCAGAGCAAAGAGGAGCUGAAGGAAUUCCUGCUCAAGAUCUUCUGUGUGUUCCGCAACCUGAUGAAGCUCAGCAUCUUUCCCCGAGACUGGAACAUGAUGAGGCUCCUCACCAGCAACAUCAUCGUGACCACGGCGCAGUACCUUUCACCAGCCCUGCACAAAAACUUCACCGAGGCCGACUUCGAUUUCAAGGUGUGGAACUCCUACUUCAGCCUUGCGGUUCUGUACAUCAACCAGCCCAGCCUACAGCUGGAGGCACUCACUCCAGCCAAGAGGAAGAAGGUUCUAGACAAGUAUGGAGAUAUGAGAGUGAUGAUGGCCUAUGAGCUCUUCAGCAUGUGGCAGAACCUCGGCGAGAACAAGAUCCACUUCAUUCCCGGAAUGAUCGGCCCAUUCCUGGGCGUGACGCUGGUUCCUCAGCCGGAGGUGCGCAACAUCAUGAUCCCAAUCUUCCACGACAUGAUGGACUGGGAACAGCGCAAGAACGGGAACUUCAAACAGGUGGAGGCGGAGCUCAUCGAUAAGCUGGACAGCUUGGUCUCCGAGGGGAAAGGGGACGAGAACUACCGCGAGCUCUUCAGCCUGCUAACCCAGCUCUUUGGGCCGUACCCCAGCCUCCUGGAGAAGAUCGAGCAGGAGACGUGGAGGGAGACCGGGAUCUCCUUCGUCACCUCCGUCACCCGGCUCAUGGAGCGCCUCCUCGACUACAGGGACUGCAUGAAAGGAGAGGAGACCGAAAACAAGAAGAUCGGCUGCACUGUCAACCUGCUGAACUUCUACAAGUCGGAGAUCAAUAAGGAGGAGAUGUACAUCCGCUACAUUCACAAGCUGUGUGACAUGCACCUGCAAGCCGAGAACUACACAGAGGCGGCCUUCACCCUGCUGCUGUACUGGGAGCUCCUGCACUGGGAGGAGCGUCCGCUCAGGGAGUUCCUCCACUACCCCGCCCAGAGCGAGUGGCACCGCAAGGAGGGGCUCUGCCGCAAGGUCAUCCACUACUUCAACAAGGGCAAGUGUUGGGAGUAUGGGAUUCCCCUGUGUCGGGAGCUGGCCUUUCAGUAUGAAACUCUGUUUGACUACCAAAGCCUGAGCUGGAUAAGGAAAAUGGAGGCAGCGUACUACGACAACAUCAUGGAGCAGCAGAGGCUUGAACCCGAGUUCUUCAGGGUGGGCUUUUACGGCAGGAAGUUCCCCUUCUUCCUCAGGAAUAAAGAAUUUGUUUGCCGAGGACAUGACUACGAGAGGCUUGAAGCCUUCCAGCAAAGGAUGCUGGGAGAAUUCCCUCAAGCUAUUGCCAUGCAACAUCCCAACCAACCAGAUGAGGCCAUUUUACAGUGCGAUGCCCAGUACCUGCAGAUCUACGCGGUCACUCCGGUGCCUGAGAGCAUGGAGGUGCUCCAGAUGGACCGAGUCCCCGACCGCAUCAAGAGCUUCUACCGCGUCAACAACGUGCGGCGCUUCCGCUAUGACCGGCCCUUCCACAAAGGCCCCAAGGACCGCGAGAACGAGUUCAAGAGCCUGUGGAUCGAGCGGACCACCCUGAUCCUCACACACCCUCUGCCGGGCAUCUCGCGCUGGUUCGAGGUGGAGAAGAGAGAGCUGGUGGAGGUCAGCCCCCUAGAGAACGCUAUAUACGUGGUGGAGAAUAAGAACCAGGAGCUGCGGACUCUCAUCAGCCAGUACCAGCACAAACAGCAUCUCCAUGGCAACAUCAACCUGCUCAGCAUGUGCCUGAAUGGGGUCAUCGACGCUGCCGUCAACGGUGGUAUCGCCCGCUACCAAGAGGCCUUCUUCGAUAAGGAGUACAUCAGCGGCCACCCAGAGGACACAGAGAAGAUCACACAGCUCAAAGACCUCAUGCAGGAACAGGUUCACAUCCUGGGAGUUGGCCUCGCGGUUCACGAGAAGCUGGUGCACCCAGAGAUGCGUCCCCUGCACAAGAAGCUGAUCGAUCAGUUCCAGAUGAUGAGGAGCAGCCUGUGCCAUGGCCUGCCCGGCCUGGAUAAGCUGAGCCCGGCCUGCUCUGGGGCCAGUACCCCCCGAGGCAUUCUGACCUCCCACAGCCCCAUGAGCCCCGAGAGCAUCAAGCUCCUGCACAGACACAGCCCGCUGAAUCUGAUUGGCUCAGUGCGGCACUCGUCCUCCUCCCUCUCCUCCCACGCCUCCAGUGAGGCGGGGAACCUGCUGAUCCUGACGGACGGGGCGGUGCUGGAGCACCCGGAGGAGCUGUACCGCAUGCAGCCAAGCCCCUCCUCCUCCAGUCUAAGCUCCACCCACUCAGCCCCCUCUCAGAUGAUGAACUCCGCCCCCUCCAGUGCCCGAGGCUCCCCGUCACUGCCAGACAAGUACAGACACAACCGGGAGCUGCUGAUGCUGCUGCCCCCCCACCGGGAGAGGCCAAGCAGCGCCAUGUACCCCGCCGUCACCGAGAACGGACAGCCCACCAACUUCCAGCGAGCUCUGUUCCACCAGGUGAUUGGACCCUGCAAGCCCUGUAGCGACCCCAACCUGUCCGUGGCAGAGAAAGUCCUCAGUGCUCCCAGCAGCUGGAGCCUGGACAGUGGCACCAGGGAGGCUCUCCCGUUCCUAUCGGCCCACGUGGGGAGUGUGAUGGCCCCCCCAGUCCCACCCCGUACCCUGCCUCCCGGACACUUCUCGAUGCACUUUGACGCGUUCCACCACCAGAUCAGCGAGCUCCCUCCAGCCCUGCCCGCACGCUCGUUACGAAAGUCCCCCCUGCACCCCAUCCCUGCCUCCCCCACCAGCCCGCAGUCGGGCCUGGAUGGCAGUAACUCCACCCUGUCGGGCAGUGCCAGCAGUGGGGUCUCCUCCCUGAGCGAGAGCAACUUCGGGCAGCCCCCGGAGCCUCCGGCCCGCCCCGACGCCCUGGAGCCCGCCCCCGGCCCGCCCUGGGCCCCGGAGGAGGACGGCGAUUCGCCCUACCUGCCCGUGCGCUACAGCGUCUCCGAGCCCGACGCCCUGGACCCCACCAAGCCCCCGCCCUGCCGCAGCCACUCCGCCCCCGGCGGGGUCGCCCCGGCCCUGGAGGGCCACCCCCCGCACCCGCACCCCCACCCGCACCCUCACUACCACCACGAGCCGCCCCCGGCCCUGCCCCCCAAACCCUACCUCCGGGAGGGCUGUAUCCCUGAGGAGGACCUCCGGCCCGCUCCCCGGCCCAUGCCUCGCAAGAUCUCCCAGCCCCUGCUCUCCAACAAGGAGGAGCAGGCCAAGGUGGCCUGGGAGCACGGGGUCAGUGAGGAGUAGGGAGGCGCCGGGGUGGGGGGGGCCAGCCACAGCCCAAGCGCUCGGGAAGGAAGAGCGGGAAGGAGGGAUGGAGGGAGAGAAGGGAAGAGGAUGGGCCCUGGAAGGAUGGAACGAAGGAGGAGGUUCUCAUCCUCCGGUUCCUCGCUGUCCGGCGCCUCUCCUGACUGCUAGCCACAUUCCCAGCUUUUCCGAGCUCCCGAAGACGAGCCGGGAAGCCCGAGGAAUGUCCGCUGUGUGAAACGGUCUGCCUUCCCUUUGUCCUGAAGCAUUCGCUGUCUGCGCUUCGUUCUGUACCUCGGUCUGCGAGUGGAAGGGGAGUUGCAUCGCCGUGGGGUGAGCAUCUGGAAUGGAAACGGCUGUCGGUUAUUUUCUUGUUCUGUUGCGCUAUAUAAUGAUUGCACUGAAGCAGUGGGUGUAAUCAAGGGUCUCAGUUGGAAGCGAUAACCCAGGCUUCAAUACGUACAGUCACAUUCGAGCCGUUUGAAUGUUAUUCUUCAUAAACAUCUCUGGAUCAUCUAGCAUGUUAUACUCCCUGAUAGACUCAAAGUAGUUAUCCUCGGAAAAAUGAACUGGAAUGAAUCAAGCAGAGAAGAAAAUAAUUCAAAUUUUUCUUUUGGAGAAACCACGUAUUAGCACAUUUUAGCACCAAAAAACGCUUAUUUACCCGCACUUAUUUAUUAAAACAGCGAAGAGAGAAAAUCAGCGUGUACGGAAUAUGUCGCAUAUUUCUGUACACCAUGCAGACACUUCAGAAUUGUUUUAAAGUAUGAACUCAAUCCUGGGAGAAAGACGUUUUCUGAUGCAGUGGCUUUAUAUAUUUCUAAGUGGACUUAAAGCAAACAGUUAACAUGGUGUGUGGAUAACUUUGUUUUCCACAAAUUCGUGUUAAACCUUCAGUUAUCAUUAGAUUUCAGUUGUAGUUUUACUUUGGAAGUUAUAUAGAUUUUUUUGGUCCUUGUACUUUCUAUUUUCUACUUGCCUUUUAAAAGAACCAAUGGCUCUCGCGGAAAAACAAUUAUUCAACCAGAGAUCGUCACAACAAGGAAUGCAUCGGCAACGCACGUCAUUUGUAAGGCUACCCAGCAACCGACGGUUUCUUUUCUGAAGUGGUACAAAACCAGCUCGGUGGAAAGAGACUUACAGGCUUCUUCGCCAUUGUUAUGUCCCUUUUAGUGUCGUGUAUCCUGGUCAUCCAGCUGCUUCAAGAACUGUUACACAUUUCGGACACGACAUGGAAGGGCAAUUUGCUAAACGUUAACUCACGGACAGACUGCUGUUUAAAUCCACAAGUUCUUUUUCACGUUUGUUUCUCAGUUGGUGAUGCCUAAAGGAAAGCAUAUAUUUUUAAUUGAGUAUAGAGAAUCUAGACCUCCAUGGGUUUAUAAUAUAUAACAGAGAUAUAUAGCUAUAGAGUAUAUGACUAAAUUUCUUUAUCGUGGACUGAGGAGGCGAUUCGUUUUCCAUGUGAAAUUUUAUGCAAGACGAGGGAAAUGUAAGGCCUGUUAGCGCGUGGUGGUGUGCACUGGGUCAUUGAGAUAUCUCGGAGUGGGAAUGAUAUUUUCUGACAAAUAUUAUUUAAAAAAGUAACAAAUCUGUAAAUGCGUUUUUUUUCUAACAAUAUGAAUUCAGUUUUUUGUACAGUUCUUCAGUCUGCAUGUUUUUUCAUUUUUAUUUUGGUGCAAAAAACGUGAUGAAACCGCCCUGGAGGUCACAUGACCGCUACCUGUC
Messenger RNA from Conger conger (European conger), 8363 nucleotides. RefSeq names its product dedicator of cytokinesis protein 3-like. Gene Ontology annotation, cellular component: plasma membrane; cytoplasm. The record is from RefSeq and is a predicted model, not a curated record. Gene Ontology annotation, molecular function: guanyl-nucleotide exchange factor activity; small GTPase binding. Lineage: Eukaryota; Metazoa; Chordata; Actinopteri; Anguilliformes; Congridae. The transcript has 55 exons. Bases 378 to 6635 code for a protein of 2085 amino acids. Gene Ontology annotation, biological process: small GTPase-mediated signal transduction.